AAGAAUCGGAGAUUGUUUUGAUUUUAGUCCCGGAGAUUUUGAUUUGUUUUUAAAAUGUAUUCAUUAUUUUUCAUAGUCUUAUAUGGGAUCAUUUAUGUAUCCUCCGGACAACAACAAAAUGCCAGGAUGAAGAAUUUCAAGCAAGUAGCAAUGGCCGAUGGUGCUUUGAGCCAAUUAAGAAACAGAUUAUUACAGAGAAUGAUGCUGGAAUCCCAGAACAAACCAAAAAAUACACAUCAGAAAUUACAACUACAGCGCAUGCAUCAAGAAAUGAAAAUACAGAAGCUUCAACAGGAAUUGGAAGAACGUAAGCGUCAACAAGUAAAGUUACAACAGAUGCUAGCUUUACAACAAUCGUCAGUUCAUGAUCCAGCACCUACACAAUUAAACCAUGACCCGAUGGGUUCUGGUGGAAUGGCUAGUUUUCAUAGUCAUGGUCAAGCUUCGUUAAAAGCUCUUCCUAUGGACGCAAUGAUGCAAACAUUACGAAGUAGAAUGAAUAAUGCUGGUGCGGGGUCUUCUUCAUCUUUAAUUCCAGAUUUAAGUGGACUCAAAGGUCAAUUAGAUGCUAUCGGCUUUCACACUCCAGGUCCUUCUGCGGCAAAGCCUUUUGAUGUCAAUUCUUUAAUGCCAAAACAAGCCAUUAAGGCAGCACAACCAGCUACAAACAAGCAUACAAUAAAUAUUACUGUUAAAAGAAAAACAAAAGUAGAUGUUCCUGGUCUUCCAGUUAACAUGGCACAGUUUCAGAAACAUAAACCUGCAGCACAAAUAAAUUCAAAUAUUUCAACAAAACCUGCUGCCAUAACACCUGAACUUUUAUCAAUGUUAGAAGCUUUGAGAGCUGGAAAUGCAGCAAGUCCUGUUGCAGCAAGCCCUGCUGCUACACAAACAUUAGUAAAUACAGCACCAGCAGCUGUACCAGUCAAUGUAGCAAGGCAAACACCAGCAAUGACAAUGGGGGCAUUAACAGGUGCCCCAUCAAUCCAACAAGUUAAUCCUCUUGCAAAUAUGGUUCAGGCUGCCGCUGCUAUACAAACACAACAAACUGGUGCCGUUUCUGGAAACAUGUUAGCAUCAGCUGUGACAGCAAAAAAAGCAAGCAAUACCAUGGCUGAUAUGCUUGACACACAAUUGGAUGCCAUGUCGGACAUGGCUGAGGCCGGAAUGGGAUUCGGAAUGAUGAAUAUGAUGAGUGGGAUGAACGUUAUGGGGGGAAUGAUGGGAGGAGGUAUGGGAGGGGGAAUGGGAGGAGGAAUGGGUGGGAUGAGCGGCAUGGGUGGAAUGGGCGCGAUGGGUGGAAUGGGCGCGAUUGGUGGAAUGGGUGCGAUGGGUGGAAUGGGCGGGAUGAGUGGAAUGGGCGGGAUGGGUGGUAUGGGAGGUAUGGUGGGAGGAGGGGCAGGUGGGAUGGGAAAUGGUAUGGGAGUUGGUGGUGUUGGUGGAGUGGGAUUCGGCGGUUUGGGCAUGAAUCGUAUGAUGACUUCGACGUUUAUGUCACCGAUGAUGUUCUAA
Molecule: messenger RNA, 1512 nt
Organism: Mytilus californianus (California mussel)
Lineage: Eukaryota; Metazoa; Mollusca; Bivalvia; Mytilida; Mytilidae
Product: PE-PGRS family protein PE_PGRS47-like
Exons: 5
Coding region: 55-1512 (485 amino acids)
Source: RefSeq, a predicted model, not a curated record